Messenger RNA from Anguilla anguilla (European eel), 2214 nucleotides. It is a transcript of the gene gpc5a, whose product is annotated as glypican 5a. Gene Ontology annotation, biological process: regulation of protein localization to membrane; cell migration; positive regulation of canonical Wnt signaling pathway. The coding region runs from base 166 to 1956 and encodes 596 amino acids. The record is from RefSeq and is a predicted model, not a curated record. Lineage: Eukaryota; Metazoa; Chordata; Actinopteri; Anguilliformes; Anguillidae. Gene Ontology annotation, cellular component: plasma membrane; cell surface; extracellular region. The transcript is spliced from 8 exons.
CCAGUGGCACCAGUAGUUUUUUUCCCCCUUGCAGUCUCUCCAGAUCAGGAAAACUAACAAAAGCUUCGGGAUUCAUUUCCCCUUGUGUGAGUCAUUACUCAUUUUUGUUGCGUAUAUUGGCAAACGAGUGUCCAUUCGUUUAUUCACAAAACAAACCUGAUUUAGAUGGACGUAGGCGUUAACCAGAAGGGUUCGGCUCUGAAGUCGUCCCGAGGUCGUCUGCAGUUGAGCCGAAUGGGAGACUGCUGCCAGUUUAAACACCGCAGCGCUCAGGGUCACGUCAGAGCCGGGCUCGAGGCAGAAGAGGGCUGCCAAGAGUCCGGGGUUCGAUUUCUCCCUGACAUGCCACAAAUUUUUGAAUUAUUACCACCGCGGCCACCUCUAAAUUACGGAAAGAAAGGGUUGGAUCUUCAGGUGUGCAUGUCCCGGAACCUAACAUGCUGCACCAAAAAGGCUGAGGAGAGGUACCAGCUUGCCGCCCGACGGGACGUCCAGAACCUUCUCCAAACCUCCAGCUCCAGCUUGAAGUUCCUCAUCACUCGGAAUGUGGCUACCUUUCAAGAAACCUUUGUGAGCCUAAUCAAGCAGGCGGAGAACUUCACCAACUCGCUGUUCCUGGGAACGUACCGGAAGGCGGCGGGGGAAGCGGCGGGGCCGGUGCGGGAGCUUUUCACCGACGUGGGCCUGUUCGUCCUGGGCUCGGAGCUGGACGUGGACGAGCUGGUCCAGCGCUUCUUCGACGGCCUCUUCCCGCCCGUGUACAGCCACCUGGUGGACCCGGACCUGACGGGCGUCGCCCCUGACUACGCCGAGUGCGUGCGGGCCGCCCGGCGCCAGCUCCGCCCCUUUGGCGCCGCCCCCCGGCAGCUGGCGGGGCAGAUCCGGGCGUCGGCCUCGCCCGUGCGCGUCUUCCUCCAGGCCCUCAACCUGGCCAUUGAGGUGAUCAACACCACCGACCACCUGCGCUUCCCCAAGGACUGCAAGAGGGCGCUGUUGCGCAUGCAGUACUGCCCCCACUGCCUGGGCCUGACCCGCAGCAAGCCCUGCAUGGGCUACUGCCUCAACGUCAUGCGCGGCUGCCUGGCCGGCAUGGCCGAGGUCGACGCCCCCUGGCGGGAGUUCGUGCGCUCCAUGGAGGAGGUGUCGGAGCGCAUGCGCGGGGCCCAGGACCUGGAGCAGGUGCUGCUGGGAGCUCAUGCGCUGGUGGGCGACGCCGUGACCCACGCCCAGAGGACCGCGCCCCGGCUCUCUGCGCAGGUUCAUAAGCUGUGCGGACACCCAAUCAGGAAGCCGACGCAGUCCGUCAACGGGCCCCAGCAGGAUGGAGGAAAGGAGCCCCUCCCUCACAGGACCCCCCUGAGUGACAUGGAGGAGACGCUGUCCAGCCGGAGGAGGGAGUUCAUCAGCAGCCUGCGGCUGUACCGCACGUUCUACGCAGACCUGGCGGGACAGCUGUGCGUGAGCGAGCUGGCCUCGGAGGACGGCCUGUCCUGCUGGAACGGAGAGGACAUCGUCAGGAGCUACACUCGACAGGUUGUCGGGAACGGGGUUCGAGCUCAGCUGGCUAACCCAGAGGUGAAAGUGAAGGAGGCCGACCCAGUGAUCAAUCAGAUCAUGGACAAGCUCAAGCACAUCAAUCAGCUGCUGCAGGGGAAGUCCAUCCCUCAGUACGGGACGCUGGACCGGAUUGAAGCUGGGAGCGGGGCCUCGGACGGACGCUUCAGCGGGGACUGCGAUGACGAGGAUGAGGACGGCUGCGGGGGGUCGGGCGGCGGCGAGGUGAAGAAGGUGCUGAAAGUCUCCAAAUGGACCCCGGACGAGGCGGGCGAUCAGCGGAGGUCUCGCGCGCAGACGGAAAACUUUGAGGCGGGCGGCGCGUCUGUGGCGGGAAGCUCGGCGCACAGCGGCCUGUUGACCCUGAGCGCCGUGUGCGCGUUGGCGGCGCUGCGCUGGUAACGUCGGCGGUUCUCCCGGCGCGCCGCGUUCUGGAAUGCCCUUCUACACCAGGGAACGCACGCAAGGUGCCAGAAGCACCGCUGCCGAGGCACGGAAGCCCUGGCGCUACGCCUCUCCAAGUGCCUGUUCUGUCAAGGACCACGGGUGGGAAUAUUAGCAAACUCCUCAGCAUGGAAGCAGAUGAGGCCUCACUCUCUCUCACUCUCUCUAUCUCUCUCUAUCUCUCUCAUUCACUCUCUCUCUCUCUCUGUCUGUCUC